Molecule: messenger RNA, 4549 nt
Organism: Neocloeon triangulifer
Lineage: Eukaryota; Metazoa; Arthropoda; Insecta; Ephemeroptera; Baetidae
Exons: 24
Coding region: 1102-3678 (858 amino acids)
Molecular function (GO): odorant binding
Source: RefSeq, a predicted model, not a curated record
UGUUAUUGUAAAAUUUAAAAGUAAGAUUUUAAAAAAUUUUAAAAUCAGAAAUUCGUUAUUCACUUUGAAAAGAAGUACAAAAAAAAUGAUUGUAAGGUGAUUAGCUGUUAAUACCUAUGACAAGGAGCUCCAAUAAACCGAUAACCAUGAGAAGAAAAAAGUUGAUUCAUUGUGGGAUCGGCAGGGUGAAUGGUUUGGUCCAUUGAUGAUGCAUCCGCGCGCGGCGCAGCAGGUGCAUAAUAAAAAUUCCUUGGAUUUUUUAGCCGGGCGAGCAGGAAGGAGUCAUCAGGUCUGGCAGGACCUUUAUCUUAAGCUGCUCAUCUCGGCCACUCACUCAGCAUCUCUCGAUCCCCAGCUCUCUUUCUCAUUUAUUUUAAUUUUUACGGCGCGCACCACUCAAUCUUUCACUCGCUCCGCCUAAUCUGAUUUGAGAACCAGGUGCCUUUGUUGAGCUGCUGCUGAUGAAUGACCCGCUGCAUCAGUUCGCUCCAGGUGGAUUUUGGCUCAAGGAAAAAUACGCACCCUCAUCAACCCGUGUGUGUGUCUCUUUUUCUCGUAUUUAUUCGAACGCGCCUCCACGGACACCCCGUCAAACAGCAGGGGCGGCAGAUAAAUUUUCCCUCUCGGCCCAUCAUACUUUUUUUUAUCACCAAUCAUUUACUGCUGCUUUUUGUUUGCUUUUAAAAAUCGCUUUUUCGGAAUUUGUUGCAUGAAUGGAAAACACCCACGCUUUGUCUUCGAAAUUCCUGGCAGCUCGUUUCUCUUCGUUAAGAGCCUCAGCAUUAAAUUCCAGUUGAAGGUUUUCUUUCGCAAGUUUCAAAAAUUUCCAUGAAAUGCAAAACGCACGCUUUUGUUAUAUGUGAUAUACUUUCCAUAUCCGAUGGCAAACGUAACUGUGUCCCACAUCCGUAACGGGGAAGAGCUGAAAUGAAAAUUGCGUCAGAUUAUGUGCAAACGUGCAUAGAGUGAGCGUGUCCUGUCCACCUCUCCUGUUGCGAAUUCAAGCAUAUUGAAAAUUCGCAACAGAAAGUAUUAAAUGAUGAGAAGUGGUUUGAUUUUUAUCACAACCGUUUUAAUAAUAUGGUCCAUUUCAAGUGAGGUAUGCAUACACCUUAUUUCAUAAUUUGCUCUGCUAUUUUAAAAUCAAUUCUGCUUCGAAAUAUUUUGUUCUGUCAGUGUUUUGAAAUUCACGGGAAAGAGACUCCGGUGCAAACAAAAAAUUUAAUCAACAAGACAAAAUUCAUUGCACCAGAAAAGGGAAUUAUGCGAAAAUCCGGCAGAAAUGUGAAAUCUUCAUCUCAGAAAUCAAAAAAGAAUAAAAGGCAGCUUGUAAUAAAAUGCUGCGGGGGGAAAUCAUGCACGGUGUUUUCAUCACAAAAGCAAAACCAGACAAUGAAGACUGAAAGCAGAAAUACUCGACAGCAAAGUACGGCUAAAGUUUUUGUCAAGCAGGAAUCAACGACAAUUGAGUCGCAAAGUCCGAAGACUGAAAUUAACUCGCAGACAGAACAGGUAACUGAAGGGACACAACCACAAGAAAUCGUCGAAACCACCUCAGAAACUUUUGAACAAACUACCGAAGAGGGACAAACUUUUACCGCAUCAGCUAUUAACACUGAUUUGCCAAGUGUGAUAUUGACUCAAGACAUACCCAGUAUCACAACCACAUUAAGUUUAAUUAGUGAAGUUGUUUCAACUACAACCACCACCAUUCCAACCACCGCAACCUCCACAGUUCCAAUCACAACCCAACCACCUUGUUCCUGUCCAAAGAACUGCGAUCCACAAAAAAAUUUGACAGACGCAGAUAACCAGAUCAUAGAUCCGGAAGUUUAUGGAGCAUGGGAAAAUGUUGGAAAUACAACAUUUAUUUUUGGAGGCGAGCCUAUGGUGUGGUUGAGUGCGUGGCAAAAAUGCUGCAGCCUUGGAAUGAAGCCUAUCAGCUUUGAAUCAAUUCAAAAACUUGGUUCUGUAGGCGAGAAAUUCAAAAAUUGGCCGCAUAAUUCAAGGUUCUGGACAAGUGGCACAUCAAUGGGGUGCACCAAUGGCACCUUUGUGUGGUGCGCAAAUGACAACCGAAAUUUUGAAAAUGGAAUGUGGCAUUCUAAGAAGCAACCGGCCGAACAGCAAGUUUCGGGGGACGUUUGCGUCAGCGCUUCAUUUGAAAAUGGUGCGUUUCUUUUGAGGGACCAAUUGUGCUCCAAACGAUUUGCUUUUGCAUGCGAGAGCUUGAUGCAAAAUCCUGGUGAGUUUCUGCAAAACGGAUGUCCUGCCUCGGGGCUUUGCAAUUCACAGGACGUUAAAAUACUUACCAGCAAUGGACUCACUCAAGAGACAGGGCCAAUGAAAGGAACGUUUCAAGCACGAUGCGGGAAAUUUUACUAUUUCUCAAGAGUGAAAAAAACGUGGGAAAAUGCAAGAAAUUACUGCUGCAGCAUGGGAAUGGAUUUGGAGAGCCUGUAUUUAUCUGAAAAGAGGGAAUGCAUAGCUCAAAUCUUUAGAAAAUUGCCAGCCAGAUUGAAUGAUACAGAUUCUUACUGGAGUUCUGGAAGAUCAACAAAAUACCCCGGAAAGCAUUUCUGGUGCUCGGCAGACAUGUAUUUUUAUCGGCAAGAGAUACUUUGGGGCUACGGAUUUCCGAAAAAAGAGCACGACUGCGUUUUCCUAUCAUUCAACAAAACUACAAAUGUCACUGAACUUGGAACAGCACCUUGCGAGGAGGAAAAAUUAUUUCUUUGCUCGGCAGGUUCAAACAAUAACACUGAAGCAGUAAAGAAAUGGUGGGAAUGCAAGGAAACAUACGGUCUAUACCAUGAUGAAGAAGAUAUACUUUUAACCUUCACGCCAACAAUGCCGGCGAAUCAUCUGCUUUGUUACGCGAGAUGUAUUGGCCAAAAUUACAAAAAAUUUCUGGACAAGAAGCCAAAUGGACAAAACAUUUUGAGACUUUUUGAAGAUGCAUUGAAAAAUGAAACUGAAUUGCAAUCGGCCUAUGCAGCCUACGAAAAGUGCACUAGCAUAACAAGCAACAACCGCUGCGAUUCUGCCUACCUUAUUUUAAGGUGCGUUUUAAUGACGCAAUAUCAGAUGGUCCAGUAUUUGAUGGCGUACACUAUAAAAACGGCCACCAACAAUUACUUUCCAUCUACGUUGAUGUGCGAGCCAAAUUAUCAGUACUGCGACGUUAAUUAUUUCUGCGCCAAAAAUAGCACUCUAGUAGAUCAGCUGAAAUCAGCAGGGAAAAAUGAAAUUGGAAAAUUAGUUACUGUGUCCAACGGUGCAAAAUAUUUUGUUGGGAGGAACAAUUCCGGCUUUCCAAAAUUGUCGUACGAGGUUACUUAUUCGUACUGCUGUUCUAUCGGAAUGAAGCUUUUAGAAGUUGAAAAUGUUACUGAACUUGAAGCUUUAUUGCUGCUUGAUCCAACUUUACGGCCUGAUAUUUGGACUACGGUUGGUCCAAUCAAGGAGAAUGAAAACGGAGAUUUGUCCUUCUGGUGUUCCUCGGGUGCGAAAAUACCGGAGACACUUUUUCCAAUGAAGAAAACGCCGACAGAUCCGUGCUACAAAUCAAGCAAAUGUUUAUUUCUACGAAUGAUGUCUGAAAAUAUGGCUCCGGAAAAUUCACUGCAUUAUAGUGAUUGCGAAUCAACUGCAGUUCAAUUCUUCUUGUGCAAAUAAUUUUUAUCGUUGAAAUUAUUGGCUUGAAAUAAAAUAGUCAGCAAAAAUCAUGUUCACGGAUAAUAUAAAAUUUCAAAUUUGAUCUUAUAUUGUCAGAGGAAUUAUACCGAUGAUAAAACCAACUAUGAGAUUAUAGAAAAUUUUCGUUUUGUCGACACUGAUUUAAAUUUUAGUUUGGAUUUUAUGGUAAAAUAUUAUGUAAGAUUUAUUUUUUAUUAAUGUGGAAACUGGCUGGGGAAAAAUUUGUUUUGAAAGCUUUUGUUUGUGACACAAUCUUUAUCAAUAAACACAAUUUAUUGUCAAAAUCUUGUAAUUUUAUCUAUCACAAGUAUUAAGAUUUGAGAACAAAACUGCCAAUUUUUUUUAUAGAAAUCAUAUUAAGUUUAAAACUUUCACGACGAAAACAGACUAUUAGUCAUAAACGAUCGAGGAAAUUUUGGAGGAAAACCUCAAAAUGCUCGCGCGGCAACCAUUCAAAUUAGCCACGGAUCAUUAUCAGCUGAGGCCGAGCGCGAUUAAAUUCAAAUUAAAAGAGCUGUGAAAUAGGCGUGCAAAGCAUUAAAUCUCCUUGUGGUGCUCAAAAGCGGUUCUUUCUCAAAGGCGAGAGAAGAGAUGAUGCUUGUGUGGCCAAUCGCUAAUAAGGCCGGUCUGCUACGUGCAUAUAUGGAUUUUAUAAAGUGUUGUACAUACCACACGUAAAAGCCAACGAAAGGGUUAAGUGGCUGUUAAUCACAAUCAAAAGGUAAACUUUUGCAUUUGUUUUAAUUCAAAAUUUUGAUACAGUCAUGUGAUGAGAUGGCAAAAAGAUAUUUUUAUUUUUUCAGUCUCUUAUUUGAUUAUAGUGAAAUUAUAUAGAAGGUAUUUUUUUAAG